AUGGUACUGCAGUGGCUGGCCGCUUUCGGCCUCUUCGUCUCAUCAGUCAGCGGCCGCUUGAACUCCAGCUCCAUGGCUCCCAAUUCAACUGGCUUCUUGAUGAAACAUGGCUUCGAAUCAGUCUUAGUGCAACCAUAUGGUGAAGACGGCUUCCGUGUACGUGCCUGGCCAUUCCGCCCGCCUAACGGCAACGAAAUCAGCUUUCUAUAUGACCCGCCACUGGAGGGCCCAGAGAAUGGCGAGCCGCACGGCAUGAGCUACGACAUCAAGUACAACGGGACUGGCCCGAUGGUUCUGCAGAACGGAAAUACGAUAGUGAAGACGUUCAGCCCGAUCGCGGACAAUACUUCGAUGACCAGACUGGCUUUCUAUCGCACGGAGAGUGAUGGCUCGGAGACACUUUUGUUGAACGAGUACUCUCCCAUCAAGUCUCUCAACUCCAGAUACUACUCGUGGGAUGGUCCGGGGUACGAGUUCAGCGCUGCCUUCUCGUUCGCCACGGACGCUGAUGAGCAGGUAUAUGGCACUGGAACACAGGCUGACGGAAUGGUCAACAAGAAGGGCAUGGUUAUUGAUCUGAUCAACUUCAACACUCACAUCCCGACCCCAGUCUACAUGUCCAGCCGUGGAUAUGGCUUUGUGUGGAACUCUGCAGCGGAAGGCCAGAUGGAGUUCAGCACACUGCGCAAUCGCUUCACCUCAAGGUCCACGACGCUCGUAGACUACGCCAUCACAUCCGCGCCGACUGGGGACUACGAUUCUCUUCAACGAAAGCUCUCUGCUAUGACUGGAAGAGCACCACAGCCGCCGGCAUGGAGCUUGGGAUAUCUUCACUCCAAGCUUCGAUAUGAGAAUCAAAGCGAAUUUAUUCAGCUAGCACAGGACUUCCACGACUACAACAUCCCAGUCAGCAUGCUGGUAAUCGACUACCAGUCAUGGGCCGCACAAGGAGACUGGGGGCUCGAUCCAGCUCUGUGGCCCAACGUCUCUUACAUGUCGCAGAGAGUCAAGGAACUGACCGGAGCUGAAAUUAUGGCGUCCCUAUGGCCAAGUGUGUCUGACAAAAGCGAUAACUAUGAGACCAUGCAGAUCGAAGGCUUGCUGGCAGCCACAAGGAGCGGACCGGGCGUAACCGAUAGCUGGAAUGGGAGUUACAUCAGGAAUAUAGAUUCGACUAACCCAGAGGCUCGGGCGUUCUUGUGGAAUCGGCUGAGAGUCAAUUACUAUCAGAAUGGCAUCAAGAAUUUUUGGAUAGACCAAGCCGACGGUGGCAAUUUGGGUGAGGCAUACCAAAACAACGGCCAGUCCACUUACAUUGAAUCAAUUCCAUACCCUUUCGCCGACGUCCUCUACCACGCGGGCACCCAAAUGAGCAUCGGCAAGCUGUACCCAUGGGCGCAUCAGCAGGCGAUCGAAGAAGGUCAGCGCAACGCCACUGGCUCAGAGAUGGGGCAGCCAUGCGAGUAUCUAUCUCUCAGCCGGUCUGGCUACAUCGGGAGUCAACGAUUCUGCUCGAUGAUCUGGUCUGGCGACAGCACAUCUGUCUGGGAGACUUUGGCAAACCAAGUCGCGGUGGGUCUUUCUGCAGCGGCUACGGGUUGGGGAUGGUGGACGCUUGAUAUUGGUAUGCACUAUCUCCACGCUGGUUCCAAGGCAUGUGCUAAUGAGAUGCAGGGGGCUUCCAACCAGACCCGACCGUGCCUUGGAGUGGCAAUAUCGAUACUGCGCAACCAUGGAUCGAGAGCCUGCAACACACAAGACGCAUACACCUGUGACAACGAGCCGUGGAGCUACGGCCAAAAGAACACCCCAACGAUUAAGUCCUACAUCAACCUUCGAUACCAGCUGGCACCAUACCUCAAAGCAGUAUUCAGCCAAUUCCACGAAACAGGCAGGAUGAUCAUGCGGCCGCUAUACAUGGACUUCAGCCAGACCGAUCCUGCCAUCGCGGAACUGACGAGGCAAAAUGCCAACAUCACCACCCAGACGUACAUGUUUGGCCCACGGCUGCUGAUCUCACCCGUGACCCGGCCCAAUGUGACAACAUGGGAAGUCUAUCUCCCAAACACCGGCGCUGGGAACGUCACGAGGCCCUGGACAUACUGGUGGACUAACCAAACUUAUGCAGGCGGCAUGAACGUGACUGUACCUGCACCGCUCGAGCAUCUUCCUGUCUUCCACCUGGGAAGCCGAGCUGAUGUCAUGAGCGGUAAUGUCUUCUGA
Messenger RNA from Saxophila tyrrhenica, 2223 nucleotides. RefSeq lists its product as uncharacterized. Bases 1 to 2223 code for a protein of 740 amino acids. The transcript is spliced from 6 exons. Gene Ontology annotation, molecular function: carbohydrate binding; hydrolase activity, hydrolyzing O-glycosyl compounds. NCBI's taxonomy places the organism in Eukaryota, Fungi, Ascomycota, Dothideomycetes, Mycosphaerellales, Extremaceae. Gene Ontology annotation, biological process: carbohydrate metabolic process. The record is from RefSeq and is a predicted model, not a curated record.